GUAGUUUGACGUUUCACAUAACCAACAAUUGUAUACUUUAAAAAUAUUAAUAAUUUGUUGUAUUAAACAUUUAAAUUGAAAUUAAAAUAUGGAAUAAUUAAAUCUAAUGAUCUUACAAUACAGCACUACACAUUUCUCCACCAGUUCUUUUAAUUAUUGAGCAAAAAAGGAAGAGAAAUGAGUUUAAAAGGAAAUAUGCGGUAUAUGAAUCCAUAUGAUGUUCACAAGGCUCUUAUAAACGACUAUAUUUUAAAAAGACCUGGUGAUACAAAACUGUUAAGACGAGAUACAUCAAAAGACAGGAAUGAUUUUGAUAUUUUAAGAGAACACCAUAAAUUCUUAUGGGCUGAUAAGGCUCCUGAGACGUGGGAAGAGCAAUUUGCAAAGAAGUAUUAUGAUAAACUUUUCAAAGAAUAUAGUAUUGGAGAUUUAAGCAGAUACAAAGAGAAUAAGAUUGCAUUACGUUGGCGAACAGAACAAGAAGUUGUAUUAGGAAAAGGUCAGUUUAUUUGUGCAGAAAAAAAAUGCACCGAACAGGAGGAUCUAAGAAGUUGGGAAGUCAAUUUUGUUUAUCAAGAAGAGGGACAAAAGAAGAAUGCUUUAGUUAAAAUUCGACUUUGCCCAAACUGCUCAAGAAAAUUAAAUUAUUACACAAAAAAACGUGAGGUUCUUAAAAAGAAAAAUAAACUAAAAGUAAAAAAGGCCAGUUCAAUUAAGAAAGAUAACUUGCCUAAGGAAAGUAUUGAUAAUACCAAACAGUAUCCUAAGGCACAAACUAGCAAAACUGAUAUUGAAGAUAAAAAUAAUACACAGAAAGAGAGCUCAACUUGGGAGAAUCUACAGCCUGUAGAAAGCAAAUCUAGAGAGGAAGAGAUGGAAGAUUAUUUAAAUGAUCUGCUUUUGUAAAAUUUAGUUUAAGGAUUUUUUGUAUAGUUUCAGUUUAAACUUAAAAUAAAACUCAAAUCA
Molecule: messenger RNA, 966 nt
Organism: Agrilus planipennis (emerald ash borer)
Lineage: Eukaryota; Metazoa; Arthropoda; Insecta; Coleoptera; Buprestidae
Product: protein FRA10AC1 homolog
Exons: 4
Coding region: 178-906 (242 amino acids)
Biological process (GO): dephosphorylation
Molecular function (GO): phosphatase activity
Source: RefSeq, a predicted model, not a curated record